AAAUGAAAAAAAUAAGAGUUAGUAUUUUAUGCUAACAAAAGACAAGCUGAUUAAUUAGUAAGAAAUCAUGAAUCAAGGUGUGCGGCAAUGUUUUCCAGUCAGGAGGCCGUGGUCUUUGGUGAAGUGUUUGAUGUGGGCGUUAGUAAUUUUUGUGCAAAUCCAUGAGCACAAAGGUUGCUUGGAGGAAGAGAGGAUUGGUCUGUUACAACUGAAGGCAUUUCUGAAAUCCAAUGCUGAAAUUGGCAACCGUUUUCCCUCCUGGAUUGAAGACGCAGAUCAGAUAAGCAUGAGUGAUUGUUGUGGUUGGGAGCGAGUCUCAUGCAACUCCACCACAAGUCAUGUCGUCGGACUCUCCCUGUGCAAUAUCACCAAUACAAAUAAUUGGUUACUAAAUGUGUCCUUGUUUCGGCCCUUCAAGGAGCUAAUGAGUCUUGAUUUGUCAAGCAAUCGAAUAGGUGGUUGCAUAGCUAAUGAAGGUUUUGAAAGGCUAGCUGUAUUGAGAAGGUUGGAGGUAUUGAACCUCACUUCUAAUCGCUUUGGAGAUAGCAUUUUACCAUCCCUAACUCAACUUUCAUCCCUUACCACAUUGGCUCUUGCGUACAAUCAUCUAUCGGGAAAUUGGACAACAGCUGCAGAAUUAUUGGCGUUAGAAAACUUGGAGAGGUUGGAUUUAACUUGGAAUCGUCUCAGUACGGACGGCUCAACACCCAAAGAAUUCCAUGGUUUGUCUAAACCGAGCAAGUUAAAGCACUUAGAUUUAAGUUCCAAUAGCUUUGGGAAGCAAAUUUUCAGAGUUUUGGGCGCCCAGCUCCCAGCCCUCAAGUCUUUGAACCUAAGUUACAACUACAUGACGAUGGAAGGGCCCCUUUCUAUCAAAGAAAUGGCUAAUCUAAGCAACUUGGAGGUCUUGAUCUUGCGACGUAACCGACUUACUGGAAUCCAAGGUUUGGCAAAUUUAAGUAGGUUGGAGAUUUUAGAUAUAAGUGGAAAUCUCAUCACUGGGAGUAUUUCUCCAUAUUUUGGGACACUAUCUUCUGUGAAGGCUAUAUCGUUAGCUGACAAUAAUUUCAAUGAAUAUUUUCCUACACAAGAUUUGUGCAGAUUGAAGAAACUUGAAGAGUUUGAUAUUUCUGACAAUGACUUUGAAGGAAUCCUUCCUCGAUGCAUAAACAAUAUGUCAUCACUAAGAUUGUUUGAUAUAUCUGGUAAUCGUUUCAUUGGAAACUUGUCUUCAUCUCUGGUAGCCAGCUUGAAUCCCACCGCUAUUGAGUAUAUUGAUCUUAGUCAUAAUCUUUUUGAGGGUUUGUUCUCAUUCGGCUUAUUCACUAAUCAUUCCAAGCUUGAGGUGGUUCGAAUUAUGAGUGACAACAACAAAUUUGAGAUUGAAACUGAAAAUCCAGUCGGUUGGACCCCAUUAUUUCAGUUAACGACCCUAGUAUUGCAAAAUUGUAAUAUGAACAAGCUAACCAGCAGUAUUCCAAAGUUUCUCUUUGAUCAGCACAGAUUGGAAGUAGUUGAUUUCUCUCACAAUAAGUUGAAAGGAAGCUUCCCCUUUUGGUUGUUAGAAAACAAUACAAGGCUACGACUGCUAAAUCUUAGAAAUAAUUCUUUUGAGGGUCGAUUUUGUCUACAACUAGAGCACCAUAUUAAUGUUUCUUGGAUGGAUGUCUCAGGAAAUCAUUUAGAUGGGCAACUUCAAGAAAAUAUUGGAAAGGUAAUUCCAUAUUUAAAAGUUCUAAAUAUUUCCAGAAAUAAUUUUGAAGGCGAUCUUCCACCCUCAAUUGGUGACAUGAGUUAUUUGAAAAUAUUGGAUGUGUCCUUUAAUAGAUUCUCGGGGAAGGUACCAAAGGAAUUGGUUUCCAAAUGUAUCUACUUGGGUAUUUUGAAUUUACACAAUAAUAACUUGCAAAGUGAAAUCUUCUCGAAGCAUUUCAAGUUGCCAAUCUUAGUUAUUCUUCAAUUGAACAACAAUCAGUUCACAGGUACUCUAUCUAGCGUAUUAUUAACUCUCAGUGGCAUGAUGACGUUUGAUAUUGGGAACAACAUGAUGUCAGGUACAAUCCCCAGUUGGAUAGGAUACAUAAUAAUGGUUGGGGGAGCUCUUGUCAUGACGAAUAAUUCUUUUGAGGGUCACAUUCCAUGUGGAUUACAUUCAAGACUUUUAAUAGAUCUUUCUUAUAACUCACUUUCGGGACCUUUACCUUCUUGCUUGAAUGAACAGUCUAAUGUACUUUUGCAAGGGAACAAGCUUACAGGAUCUAUACCAAAAGCUCUUUUUAACUCAUCAUCUCUUGUGACAUUGGACGUUAGAGAAAACAACCUUUCCGGUACCAUUCCUAUUGAAAUCAGUACACUUUCUAACUUAAGAAUACUUUUGUUGGGAGGCAACAAUCUUAGUGGCAUGAUUCCAAACCAAGCAUGUUUGCUAAAGAAAAUAGGCAUAAUGGAUCUUUCAAGGAACUCCUUUUCUAGGACAAUACCGCCUUGUUUUCACAAUAUUACCUUUGGGAAGAUAAAUGCUACUAAUCUUUCCUUUCCACAAACUCAUGCUACUUAUACGAUAUGGUACAAGGAAGAAACUCCAAGAUAUGCAAGUCUUCUAGGGAAAUUCCUUUCGGGUGGCACUAUGGAUCUUGCAUUUGAUAAUCAAGUUGAGGUUGAGUUUGUUACGAAGUACAGGUCUAGAUCCUACAAGGGUGGCAUCCUUGAUUACAUGUCUGGAUUAGAUUUGUCGUGCAACAAACUAACAAGAGGAAUCCCAGUGGAACUUGGACAAUUAUCUUCAAUUCAUUCACUAAACUUGUCUUACAAUCAAUUGACAGGUUCGAUUCCAAAGGAAUUUUCGAGUUUGGAUUCGAUAGAAAGCUUGGACCUUUCUCACAAUAAUUUGAGUGGAGAAAUUCCUUCAACAUUGAUUGAUUUGAAUUUUAUGGCAAUAUUCAAUGUUGCAUACAAUAAUUUAUCUGGUAAAGUUCCUGAGAUGAAAAAUCAAUUUGGGACUUUUGAGAAUAGUAGCUAUGAAGGAAAUCCAUUUCUUUGUGGACCACCGCUGGAGAAUGGCUGUAGUACCAUAGUAGAAAAGUCAAAACCAAAAGCAAGUGAGAGGAAAUGGUACCAGGUAGAUCCUAUAGCCUUUUUUGCAAGCUUCUCAGUAUCUUACGUUAUUUUUUUUUCAAUGGUUGUUAGUAUCCUUUAUAUUAAUCCUUAUUGGAGGCAGAGGUGCUUCAAUUUGAUUGAGGAUCUCAUGUACUGGAGUUAUUUUACAGUUUUGACACCCCUAAAAAGGUUGUCAGUUCAACUAUGUCUACAUUAGAUUGAUAUCUCCCGUUUAAAUGGACAUCUUUAAAGGUAGUGAUGAUAUGUGGCUAGUUGUGUACAUGCAUAUGUAUUAAAUAUUGAUUAUCAAUAUUGUUGGUUGUGCUCUAAUAUUAUGAAUCAAGGAACUCACUCCCCUCUUUCAUCGA
This is a messenger RNA of Carya illinoinensis, 3464 nucleotides long. Its product is annotated as receptor-like protein 56. The transcript has 7 exons. The record is from RefSeq and is a predicted model, not a curated record. The coding region runs from base 68 to 3313 and encodes 1081 amino acids. Lineage: Eukaryota; Viridiplantae; Streptophyta; Magnoliopsida; Fagales; Juglandaceae. Gene Ontology annotation, molecular function: protein binding.